AAUAUUGAAGCGCCUAAGCUUCACUAAAAGUUGCUGCAUAUUGGAUAUUUUCACAGUAGAUUUGAAGGAAAGCCGGAGUGCUUUGCUGCCUCCAAGCUUCUGUUGGAUUUCACCUUGAUAGCUUAACUACUGAAUAAAAGCUUUGCCACCAAUUAUGAGAACUCAAGAUUGAAGACGAGCUAUAAAGCAGAACGGGGGCUUUUCAGAAAACCCCCAAAGAAGAAGCUGGUAUUCACCAACUUUUAAACUGGGAAGAGUGGCAAAGAGUGAGAGCAACAAAUCUAAAUGGGAAAAAAGAAACUAACAACUAUGAGAAAAAGAGUUUGAACCUUAGAUCAUUAUGUCUAUAUGAAAGGGGGAUUAAAAACAAUUGCAAACCUCCAUUGAAGGCAUUGCACACAUUGCAAUACAUUGGCUUGAAAGUAAUUGAGGAACACCCGAAUAAUGAGGAUUGAGCAGCAACUGAAGAGAAUCAAGAGAGGACUGAGAGACUGGACACUCAAAGUGUAGCUGAAUGAGACAAAGGGGGAGCAAACCUAGUCAGAAAUAGAUCUGUCUUUUCAACUAUUACGAAAAAACAAAACAAGGAAGGAGGGUCAGGCAAUCAAUGAUGUGACUUAAGUGGAGCUAAAACUAGACUUUUGUUAUCCUCUACCUAAACCUCCUAAUGAGGCAAAAUUCAAAAUGUUUAAAAAAGCAAAGGCAAAUAAGGAGGUUGAAAGGGUUCAAAACCGAAGGAGAAAAGAACCUAAACAGAAAGUUGAGAAAGAAACCAAACAAAAGGCAAAGAAAGAAAAAAGAACCAAGAAUGUCAAAAAAAGUAAGACUCGUUUCUUAAAAGAGGAAGUCAAACCUUUGCAGGACAUUUCCAUCAGUACCCCAGAUGCCCCAAGUGAUGAGGAACCAACACCGUCAGUCAACGAGACAGACCCUUCUGUAGAAAAUGACUCAGAUCAAGAACAAGAGAACGUUAAACCAAAGACGAAAAAAUGUUUUGAAGAACAAAGUCAAGUAUUACCCGAUGAAGCUAAGAACAAAGACAACAUAGCCACUCCGGAGCAGCAGGAUGAUGAAAAACUUGUCAAAGGUAGGGCGCAGAGGUUGCUUUUUGGUAAAACCAAACUGCCAUCACUCGGACAGGCAGUAGCUAAUCCUGAUGGAGGAACCUCAGAGAUUGACGCAAGCGAAGGAUUACGAUUGAUACACCCGAAAAAAAGAGCGUCCCCUUUUUUCAGGAUGAAUGACUGGAUUCAAAAGAAAAUGACACAAAAACCAAACUUCAGGAAGAGGAUUUCUUCUCUGACUAAAGCAGUUGGUAUAACCCACUGGCUUCGAACUAUUAAACAAAAACAGAGUAGCAGGAGAUCUGGAGGCCAUGUUGUCAGCCACAGGAUGACGAUGAGGGUUGCUUGUAAAACGAGUUUAGCUCGGAAACAAAAGCAAAGUUUAUUAGAUCAAAAAGACACAGCAAAUCCCCAGGAUGAGGAGGCAACAGAAGACACGUUAACGGACAGUAACAAAGAACUUGAUGCUAAAUACGCGGUUGUACUUCCUAGAGUGAAGAAACUAGCAAAGGCAAAGACAACCGAGGCACAACAGCCUGUUUCUUAUGCAUCAGAUUCACCAGCAGGAGACUCCACACCCAAGGCUAGACCUCCAAAACCAGGAGCUAAACUUGUACUUCCUUCCAAACCAGACCUGAGUCUCCUGAAGUCUGGAAGAAACCCAUUGCUGGAAAAGUUACGAUCAGAUGAAGAUGUAGACCAGAGUGUAAGGACAUUCCAUGACGACUCCACAAAAAACAGAGGUACCAGUGGAACCAGAUCAAAACACCAAGAUGGAGUCAGUGUGCUGCAAGCUGCAAGAGAAAACCUAAAACCCUCCCAGAUCAAAAUGCCGGUGGGAUUGCUAGGCACCGGGCUAGGAAGACCAAAGGGUGUACGUGUGGAAGCAGAGGUAGCAAAACAGACACAGAUAUCUCAAAGCUUUGCAAAUGAAGACACAAGCUUAGCAGUAUCAGGCGUUCCUGGAUUGUAUGAAGAAGAAGCAGACAGGGAAGUAGCCCUGUUGAUGGGUGGCAAUGGUUUGACUACCAUCACUCAACCAGAGUUUCAUUGGACGGGAAACUACCAGAUGACUGGAGACCCUCAGCUGCAGACCUGGCUUCGGGCAGAGAAUUUGCUUCCCCAUCAGACAGUAGAAAAGCUAACAAGAUGGACGGUCUACGAUGACAGCCACGCCAUCACUCACAGUACCAGGGGACCCUGGGAAUCAAAGGAUCCAACUCAAAAGAUGCUUGAGACUCGGCUAAAUAGCACACAAGUUGUAAUGCCUGGGAAUGAAGGGCCAGUAGAGCUGGAUGAGGUGGAGGAUCUUUCACGCCUGGAAGACGUGUCUGAGAGCUCUGUCCUAUUGAAUCUGAAGAAGAGGUUUGACCGUGGGUGUAUUUAUACCUACAUUGGAAACAUCCUACUGUCCAUCAACCCAUUCAAGUCUCUUGACAUCUUCUCUGAGGAAAUGAGGCAUAAAUAUGAGGGGCAGGAGCUGCAUAAAAACCCACCCCAUGUGUACGCCAUAGCUGACUCAGCCUUCCGACUGUCCCAGUCCUCUGCACAGGAGCAGUGCAUCAUUGUAAGCGGACAAAGUGGUUCUGGGAAGACUGAAGCUACCAAGCAAAUAGUUCACUACCUCAGCUUGAUGUAUCGAAACAGAAACGAGAGUCUAAGACAGCCUAUGGAAGUCUUUCCCAUCCUUGAAAGUUUCGGGAAUGCCAAGACUAUUCUGAACAACAACUCAAGUCGCUUUGGCAAGUACCUUCACAUCCACAUACUAAGUGGAGCUGUUGUAGGAACCUCACUGUCCAAAUAUCUCCUGGAGAAGUCCAGGGUUGUCUUUCAGGCCAGUAAGGAGAGGAACUACCAUGUGUUCUAUGAACUGCUGGAAGGUUUGAAUGACUGGGACAAAGAGAAGCUCUUCCUGCAGGGAGCUGAGACCUAUUACUACUUAAAUCAAGGGGGUGCCUGCAUUUUGAACGGGAAGCAAGAAAAACAGGACUUUCACAUUUUGCUUCACUGUUUGGAGACUAUUGGCCUGCAUUCAGAUCAAAUCUCCCACAUAUGGGCCAUCCUCUCCUCCAUCCUGCAGCUCGGUAACAUCUCUUUCAGCUCCUAUGAGAGUGAGUCAUUUGAAGUGGCUCGUAUCUUCAGUGAGGCGGAGGCCAGAAGGGUUGGUUCCUUGUUGCAGAUUUCCCCUGAGGCCCUUCAAACUGUAAUUACCCACAAAGUCACAGAGACCACCUUUGAUCGGAUCUACUGCCCCCUGUCUGUGGAAAAUGCCAUAGAAUCAAGAAAUGCGAUUGCCAAAGCUUUGUACACAGUGCUGUUCGACUGGUUGUUGGAGCAAAUUAAUGACUGGCUGAGUCCGGCAGAGAUGGACAGCACUGUUGGUGUCCUGGAUAUUUACGGCUUCGAGGACCUGGAAGUGAACAGCUUCGAGCAGCUGUGUAUUAACUUUGCCAACGAGCAGCUGCAGCAUUUUCUCAACAAAACACUGAUUUCCCAGGAGCAGGAGGAGUACGACGCCGAGCAGAUCCUUUGGCAUCCAGUGCAGCUAAAGAACUUUCACUCCUGUCUGGAUCUGAUCUCCUCCAGACCAAACGGCAUCCUCCGCAUUUUAGACGAUCAGACAUGCCUCCCACAGGCGACUGACCACACCUUCCUUCAGAAAUGCCACUACCACCAUGCCAGCAACCCCUUCUACUCCAAGCCCAAGAGCCCGAUGCCCGUCUUCACGAUUUAUCACUACGCUGGGGCUGUCACAUAUGAGGUUCAUAAUUUCCUCAAUAAGAAUCAAGACCAGUUCAGGACAGAAAUCGUGGAACUUUUUGCUAGAAGCAGGACAAAGAUGAUUUCUGGGCUGUUCCAGAAGCUUCAGGACAGCUACGUCCAACAGAGGGAACUGGGUUUGAAAAGGAAACGUCUUCGUCAGCUGCCCCCGACCACAGCUUCACACUUCCUCCAGUCCCUGAGCGAACUCACCACCUGCAUGGAAAGGUGUAAAACAACCAUCAUCCGCUGCCUGAAGCCAAAUUAUGUCAAGCUUCCUGGGAUCUUUGAUGUUGAUUAUGUGUCUGUUCAGCUGAAGUACUCAGGCGUACUGGAAACAAUCCAAAUACGGAAAGAAGGUUUUCCGAUCAGGAUUCAGUACUCAUGCUUCGUUGAGAGAUAUGGGUUUCUACUGAACCAGCAGUACAGCCACCUGGCAGAGAUUGAGCUGACGGCGACUCUGCUGAACAUGGUGGAAGCUGAGGAGGGACAGUACCAGCUGGGACGCACCAAGGUGUUCCUAAAGGAGUGUCUGUACCAGAAGUUGGAGGAGAAAUGGAGCAGCACCCAGACAUGGGCAGCCGUCACCAUCCAGAGGAACAUCAGGGGCUUCCUCUGCAGAAGGAAUUUCAAGUUUUUCAAACAAAAAGCGAUAGUUCUUCAGAGUCACAUCCGUGGACAUCAGGCCAGAAAGUACUACAAGCGUCUGAGGCAGUCAUUUACCCAGUUUUGGGCUGUGAUGCUGAUAACAAGGAACACAAUCAAAAGACGCCAUUGGAGGAAGGAAAAUCACAAGAAGGACAAAGUUAAAGAAUCUAGAACGACCAAACUCAUCUCGUCAGGGAUGGACGUGGGGAUGUUAGAGAUCCCUGCUGAGCUGUCCGCCAGACUCCGCAGCGGAGCAGGGGGCCAGCUUGGGUCACGUAUUACAGAAGUUGCACCUCCGAAGGUGAAGGCACAACAUAGGCUCAGCCUUCCUCUGGACAUUGAUAGACACCCAUUCUCUCGCUUUGCCAAGUCUACAUUACAGGACACAUGGUCCCAGCCUCAGGGCUACCCACCCCAGAGACCCCUCAUGCCUCUGGAGUCCGAAUACACCAGACCGGCGUUGGAGAUCAACAAGCUGAUCUUACGGUUUUUAGCAGAAUCAGACAUGGGCGGCUGGCAGGAGCAGACCUUAGGCAACUACAUAGUGGAGCAGGGCCAGAAGCAUCCGGCUUUGAGAGAUGAGAUCCUGGUCCAGCUUGUUUACCACACGUCAGAAAAAGCUGAGGACCACAACAGCCUGAGGGGAUGGCUGCUGAUGGCCUGCUGCCUGAGCGCCUUCACACCGUCACCAACUCUGGACAAAACUCUGCUCAAGUAUGUAUCUGACCAGGGUCCAGGGGAGUACCGUUCACUAUGUCAGCACAAGCUGCUGACGUCUCUGCAGCUUCCAGCCCCCGCCGCACGCCUCCACCCCCCCACACAGCUGGAGUGGACGUCCAAUCAGAGGAAAGGAACGAUGCUUGUGGAAGUUAAGACUUUUAAUGAUGAAGAGUUGACAACUGAGGUGGAGUCAUGGACCACAGGAGAGCAGCUGGCUUCUUGGCUUCUUCGUUAUCGAGGGGUGAUGGAGGCUCUGCAAGGCUGGUCCGUGUCUAUCGCUACCGACGAAGGGUGGUCAGACCUGGCCGGCUCUGACUUUGUCAUGGACCUUCUGGCUGGGGCCGAGGCUGAAGCUGAAGCCCUUCAUGGACCAGGGACGCCCUCCUCUGCAAACUCUGACUACCUGUUUAGAAACCAAGGAGACAGGAUGCUGACCACUGAUAUGGACGACUUCAUCCCACCAGCACCUUUGACUCAAGCUCCCAGGUUGCCUGACGGAAACGCCUGGGGAAGAGAUCAUCCACCAGAAAGGCGCAGCAGGCGGAUGGACAACUAUGUUGAUGACCUGUUUGAGCCGGUUUAUGACCAAGCCCCUCCGGAAAUGGAUAGAGUAGCCAUGUUUAACCGCAGGAUGAGAGGAAAAGGAGGGAUUGGACCAAUGCAGCGUGGGAUGUAUGGAGGGGGUAUGCCCAUGACAGUGCCAACCUAUCCUAUGGUCAACCCUGCCAUGCCCGGUUAUGGAGCGCCCGCCAUGAUGCCAAAUAUGCCAGCCAUGAUGCCUCAGACUCCUGCUGUCAGUGACCCCAUGCAGAUGGCAGCAGCUCAGCAAGCUCUCAUCAACCAACAGGCCUUACUUAUGGCCCAGCAGAUGACGAUGCAGGCGAUGACGUUGUCUCAGAAGCAGACAGAGGAGCAGCAGAAGAAGGAGGAGCAGCAGAAGAAGGAGCAGCAGAGGAAGGAGCAGCAGAGGAAGAAAGAGGAAGAGGAGAGAGAAGAGAGAGAUCGGCGGUCCAGGCGGAGUUCAAGACGACGCUCCAGAGAACGCCAUCGUUCUCCAACUCCCUCCCCUCCACCUGAAAAGUCCAAAGCAUCUGGGAGUAAAAAAGCCCAGAAGCAGCCAGAAUCAGAGCCAGAGGAGGAAGAGGAGGAGGAGGAGCUGCCAGACCCAGAGGACCUUCAGUCUUUCAGAGAUAAGAGGGAAUUCUUUCAAAAGAUUGGCAGUAAACCCAAAAAGGAAAAAAGAACUCCCAAAAAACAACCAUCUCCUCCAGCAUCAGAGAGGGAAACUAAACAGAAACGUCGUCAACGUUCACCAGUUCCACCAUCCCCACCGCCACCAUCCCCACCCCCACCCUCUCCACCACCCCCUCCUGUACCACCGAAGCCUGAGGUACGGCGUCCUCGCAGCCCUCCAAAGAAGGAACCAAAGCCUCCUAAAGAACCUUCUCCACCUCCCAAUGAAGAACCAAAAGCCGAACCAACUUCCAGUAUAAGAGAUAUCAUUAAGCAAUUCAACAGUCGACCACCAGCAGAACCCCAGCCAUUCGAGCCCGUGAGGCCUGUAAAACAGAAAAGAUCAUUCCUUAAGAAGAGUGACCCAAAAGAGGAAGCUCUGGCUAAACUGAAAAACAGAGGCCCGCUGCCACAACAACAGAAAAAUGUUUCUUCUCCGCCACCACCGCCACCUCCUCCACCAAAGGCCCCCUCUCCUCCGUCCACCAGGGGUCGCAGGGUCAUUUCUCAGGAUAUGCAGCAGAAGCAGCGCCCCCUGGAGGAGCUUUUUGGCCCCCAGCGCUCCCAGAAUCCUCCCCCUCUUCCUCCGGACUCCCCACCACCUCCUCCAGAGGAAGCCCCCAUCUUCAUGAACAUCCCAGACCCUCCUCCCAUGCUUGCUCCUUCUCUCUAUGACAUGCUUGAUGAUGAGGGCUACAAAUCUCAGCUUCACCGCUUCUCCGCCGGGGUUUUCUUCACUCUCUUCAACAUGCCGGGAAAACUUUUCCUGCGAAAAGAAGUGUUUUAUCCAAAAGAACGUUUCAGCCAGCCUUACGUCCUGAACCUGUUGUGUGAACAAAUCAUGAGAGACACCUAUUCUGACAGCUGUGUGAGAAUCACUGGUGAAGAAAGACAGAAAAUGAAAGACCUGUUUGCAAAUUUCCAUGUGGGCACCAGCAUUAGCACCAUUCAGGAUGACAGCAUGAAGAAGAGAAUCGUCAUCGCUGCUCGGGAUAACUGGAAAAACUACUUCAGUCGACUCUUCCCGCUCACCCCACAAAACGGAGAUGCUGAGAUUCUGGGCGUUUCUCAUCGAGGGAUUCGUCUCUUAAAGGUGGUGAAAGCUUCAGGCAUCAACCCUAAACAUCUGAAACUGCUCCGGAGUUACAGUUUUGCAGAGGUGCUUUCUGUAGACCUUCAGGGCGCAGAUGAAGUAAAACUGGAGCUUAAAACUGAAGAUCUGGUCCUGCAGUCCACCAGAGCUCCUCAGAUCACUGCCAUGAUUGAAGUUUUCCUCAAGGAACUCAUAAAGGACUCAGGCCAUGUAGUUGCUCUAAAGAGUUAUGUGACGGAUGACAAGACUCUCCUGAGCUUCAAGAAGGGGGAUAUCAUUAAGCUGCAGCCCAUGGAUGUCAUUCAGCCUGGGUGGGAAUUUGGCACCACCGGUGGGCGUUCUGGGCUUUUCCCACAGGACUUCACCCAGCCAUGUGCGGCUCCUGAUUACCACAGUCUUCACCUCGACCGAAGAGACGACAGGAGAAAAAGCAUGAGGACAACCAAAACUGAAAGUGUGAAAGGCAAACCUCCAGUUCCCGCCAACAGAUACAUGCUCAGCAUUCCUCCUGUGAGGCGAAAUUUGGAUCCCCCAGCUAACAAUUCAGAGCAGAGAUCAAUCCAGAUGUCAGAAAAUGGUUCAGAGAGUCAUCGUCAGUCUCCCAUGAUUGAGUUUGCCAGCAAGUACUUCAGAGUUGGGACAGCAGGCAUCACUGGAAAACUCCUCUCCGAAUCAGUUCAACACACACUGGUUCCCAUCCCUGAAUCACUUAUUCUCUAUGAUGAUCCUGAAAUCAAUGGUCUGGCUGUUGAGUGCUUCCAGAACAUGAUGCAGUUUGUGGGCAGCAUUCCAUCACGCGCUUCCCAACCAGAUUUACUUCAUAAUAUCCUGCUGUUGGGGAAAGAAAAAGAAAUACUUAGAGAUGAAAUCUACUGCCAGGCCAUCAAGCAAUCAACCAACAACCCCGACGAAUCAAGCUGUAUCCUUGCCUGGCGACUGCUCAACCUCAUAACUGGUUUCUUUCCCUGCUCUGGUCUCCUGCAACCGUUUGUCAUUGAACACCUGCAAGAUAUCGCUCAGAGCAACGGCCACCCGUACCAAGAACAAGCAAGUGUUUGUGAGGAUAACCUGCAACGUUCUAUCGCCUUUAGUGGUCGACGCAACAUUCCUUCUCAAGUUGAGAUGCAGGCUGUUUUGAAUGGCAAAACUUCUCAACGUUUGUCCAUCCACUUACCAGGAGGGGUAGAGUUUCCUGUCAAGAUCCGCAGCUUCAGUGUGGCAGUAGACGUGAUGAAAGAGCUGUGUGAAAACAUGGAGAUUCUAGACUUUGCAGAAGUUAGGGAGUUUUCAGUCAUAGCAAGGAGGCUUCAAGAUGGGAUAAUGCGCCCCCUGCGUCCUGAGGAGUACUUGUUUGACUUCUUACUGGACGACGGCUCCAUCUUAUUCUUCUUUAGGAGGGUCCUCUGGGAAAGGCCUCUUUCCUUCAGGAAUGAGCUCUAUGUGGAGUUCCAUUAUCAGCAGGUGCUGGAAGAAUACCUCAGUGGUAAGACGGUGAUCCCUCCUAAUGCUGGAGCGACCGCAGCAGAACUUGCAGCCCUGCAGCAUGUGGCUCUGGGUCACAGCAACCAGCUCUCAGUACAAGAGCUAAAGCAAUACCUCCCAUCACAAGGCAUGCCCAACAUUAACCCUGAAGAAAUCCUGUCAAUCUUCCAUAAUGCGUUAGCCGCCAUGGUGUCUCUCAAUCAACCAGAUGCAAAAAUUCGAUUUAUUGAGACUCUGGGCGCUCUCCCUUUGUUUGGCUCCAAUGUUUUCCUGGCCAAGAAGGUUAGUCAGCGAGGCUGUCCUUCCCCCUGCUUUGUCAGCCUCAACAAGGAGGGAGUGCAUUUCAUUCAUCCUACAACUCAGGAGCGAGUUUUUCUGAUCGCUCUGGGAGAAGUUCAGUCCAUGCGCACCAUCCGUGCUAAGAGAACAGGGAAGCUUCCCUCCGUGGAGAUUCAGUACGGCCUCGCUGGACAGCAGAAGGUUCUGAUUCAUCUCAAGCAGGCUAAGGAAUUGUGCCACAUCCUUGCGAUGGCAGUGGAAGAGCAGAUGAUGCAACAAUGAGUCACCGGUUCCCGUUCAGAUCGCCUGUAGAUGCCACGCUCACAUUACUGCUGGUUUUUUCUUGAUCCCCUUUGGUCGUUUGUUUAAAUCACUUUAUAAUGUGUCUUAAACAGAAAAAUAAAUUAUUUGCUGAUCUUCUCGCUUCUAAUGAUCGAAUCAAAGAGAAAACUACAGACGUAACUCUUCAAAUUAUUGCUUCAUGAAUCGAAACCUGAUGUCGUUCAUUAUUUAAAGUCUUUAUCACACUGUCAGAAUGUUAUGACGGGUUAAUAAUGAUUGAAGUCGAUUCGGGUUCGCCUGUCAGUUACUGUAAGUAAAUAAUUUAUAAAAAUUAAAGAAACAUGAUAAUUAA
Messenger RNA from Cyprinodon tularosa, 9913 nucleotides. It is a transcript of the gene myo15b, whose product is annotated as myosin XVB. The coding region runs from base 685 to 9561 and encodes 2958 amino acids. The transcript has 67 exons. Gene Ontology annotation, molecular function: ATP binding; cytoskeletal motor activity; protein binding. Gene Ontology annotation, cellular component: myosin complex; cytoskeleton. NCBI's taxonomy places the organism in Eukaryota, Metazoa, Chordata, Actinopteri, Cyprinodontiformes, Cyprinodontidae. The record is from RefSeq and is a predicted model, not a curated record.